Zea mays is the source of this 1309-nucleotide messenger RNA. RefSeq lists its product as uncharacterized. The record is from RefSeq and is marked predicted. The coding region runs from base 180 to 1160 and encodes 326 amino acids. The transcript is spliced from 4 exons. Lineage: Eukaryota; Viridiplantae; Streptophyta; Magnoliopsida; Poales; Poaceae. Gene Ontology annotation, molecular function: carbohydrate binding.
CUUUCGUUCUUUUCCUAUUUUCUUUAUCCUGCCCUGCGCACACGAAACAUGCUAAUUAAAGACGUACGCGAUGCGUCCUAAGCUUCUCCACUAAUAAUAUAACCCCGAGCAUGCACGCACGCUGAUCAUCCAUCUAUAAAUACGCCAAUUAGCAAACUAGAGCUACUAGCAGCAGGCCAAUGGAGAACCCUCCGAGCAUCCUAGUGACUCCCAUGGCUCCGGCCAUGUCGGCGCAGUUCACAAGAAUAACCUUCAGCAACCUGUUUGUCCGUCGGGCUGGCCCAGGCAGCACGGAGCUGACCGUGGAGGGAAGGCCAUCCGACCAGCUGGGCAGGAGAAACCUCACUGACAGCCCCGUAUUUGACGGCCGUGGCCCUGACGCCAGCCUCGUGGCUCGCGUACAGGGAGUCGCUACCCAGAUGGGCGACGUGCGCCAGUUGUACACCGUCGUGUUCCAGGAGAGGCCGCUCAAGGGCUCCACGCUCGUCACCGAAGGCGCGAUGACAGAAGGGUCAGACGAGUGGGCGAUCUACGGUGGAACUGGAGUGUUCGCGAUGGCGAGAGGCGUCAUAAGGAGAACGUUUCUUGCCGACACGAGCGGCGGGAACUCCGACGAGCUUGCCGUGGAGGUUCUCUGCCCGGUGUUCCGCCCGGCGGCGUUUGGCUCAUCGUCGUCACAGCCAGCAGCAAAGGACAUCAGCUCCACCGUCGUCGUCACCAAGGUCGGAGUGUGGGGUGGAGAGGGAGGGUCGGCGCAGGACAUCGCGACGACGGAGCCGCCGAGGCGUCUGCAGAGCCUGACCGUCCGCGCCGGCGUUGCCGUGGACUCCAUCGAGUUCACCUACAGUACCGACACAGGUGGUCAGACGCGCACCGCUGGGCGAUGGGGUGGACUUGGCGGCAACGUCCGGAAGCUCGAUCUUGGCGACGCUGAAUACGUCAAGGAAGUUUCUGGAACGUACGGCGCAUUCGAAGGUGCGACUACCCUUACCUCGUUCAGGAUUGUCACCAGCACCGCCAGAGCUUGGGGGCCAUGGGGCAUCGAGAGCGGCACACGUUUCUGCAUCACCGCGCCCAUCGGCAGCAGCAUCGUGGGAUUCUAUGGACGCGCGACGACCAGGCUCGUCGCUGCGAUCGGUGUCUACCUGCGCCAACUUUAGUCUGGUUUCAGCAGCAGGACGGGUACUACAGAUAUGCUAGAUAAAGGUCUUAUAUAUGUCAUAUGACCUAUCAUGGUCUUAUAUGUUCGAUCGUCGUCGUGUCUGUAUGUACAUACAUGGUUGUCAAAUAAAGCUCUUUGCAUUUUGAU